Lentinula edodes (shiitake mushroom) is the source of this 768-nucleotide messenger RNA. Its product is annotated as RNA polymerase Rpb7. Gene Ontology annotation, molecular function: translation initiation factor binding; single-stranded DNA binding; single-stranded RNA binding. Bases 15 to 527 code for a protein of 170 amino acids. The transcript is spliced from 6 exons. The record is from RefSeq and is a predicted model, not a curated record. Gene Ontology annotation, biological process: transcription initiation at RNA polymerase II promoter; positive regulation of translational initiation; DNA-templated transcription. Gene Ontology annotation, cellular component: RNA polymerase II, core complex; P-body. Lineage: Eukaryota; Fungi; Basidiomycota; Agaricomycetes; Agaricales; Omphalotaceae.
UCCUUUUACCCACCAUGUUCUUUAUCAAAGAGCUAACACACCCCAUUCUCCUCCAUCCAUCCUAUUUUGGCCCUCGUAUGCUAAAUUUUCUGGAAUCCAAACUGUAUUCGGACGUCGAAGGCACAUGCUCUGGAAAAUUCGGAUACAUCAUCGCCGUUGUGUCAAUUCUGGAUAUUGGAAAGGGAAUGGUGAUUAGUGGAACCGGACAGGCGGAGUUCAUAACCAGAUAUAGAGCGAUCGUGUUCAAGCCUUUCAAAGGUGAGGUGGUGGAUGGCGUGGUUGCCAGUGUGACAAAGAUGGGCUUUUUCGCGGACGUUGGACCAUUAUCAGUCUUCGUUUCUCACCAAUUGAUUCCUCCUGACAUGAAAUUUGAACCGAACUCAAAUCCCCCUUCAUUUGCUUCUGACCAGCAGAUAAUCGAGAAAAAUACGAAGAUCCGAUUAAAGAUUGUUGGUACCCGUGUCGAUGCUACAGAAAUUUUUGCUAUUGGAACUGUAAACGAAGAGCAUCUCGGCGUGGUGGAUUAAACUCGUCAUUUUUUGGGACCGAUUCAACCGUAUACGUAUAUACAGGGUGCGAUGUUAUUGCGACGUUCCAUACUGCGGCAUGCAGCAAGGUACGCCGUACUCCUCAAAAGACUCUUGGUUCUUCAUGUCGGGGCGGAUGUCGCCAGAGUAGUUAAGGUUCGAACAUACUUUGUGAAAAAAGGGAACAUGUGCUUGCGAUGUAGCUUACACAUAUGUACACUACAUAUAAUGAAUAAUUUUU